AUAGGCGGCUUUUCAAAUUAGUAGAUCCCUAGGUUGGGGUUGCUAUUGUAAUAUUUUGCAUUACGACGAUGCUUCAUAUAUUGGCUUAAUAACUCCUAAAUAACAGUGAUAUGGUCUGAGUGGAGUGAACUAUUAAUGGUGUUAAUUGGUUACUACCUGUUUACCAUUCAUUACUAUUGAUAUAUUCAAAUGGAUUCAUCAGAAAAACGAAGAUUAAAUAAACUGUUAAGAAAGCCUUCAUCAUCAUCGCUUGGAAAAGCUCUAGGUUUGAGACAGAAGUUUUCUCGUAAUUCACAAAAGCAAGCCAAAUGUGCAUCCGUUGUAUCUGAAAAGGUACCCAAACAGGAGAUUAAUGUUGAUGUUGCUACUUUGUGUGCUGAGAUGUGUGGUGUUUCUAACCUAUCGCAAUCUGCAGCUAAUCUUCUUCAGAAACACUUAAAUCAAAUAGCUCGACUUUUAAUUCAUGAAGUCCUUCGAGUAAUGGAACAAAGUCGUCGAGGUGUCCCUCAAGCGUCCGAUAUUGAUUUGGCUUCAGUUUUGAUCGGACUUGAAAGUCCUUUCGGAACAACUACCGCAAAUUUUCUCCCAAUUCGUACGGGUGGUCGUACCGCAAGUUCAGGUCCUGGUGGCAAAGUUUUUUUCAUUCGACCAGAUAAAGAAAUCGAUGUCAAAGCUUUAUUACUUCGUGAACCAGCAGGUGUUGUCUACGAUGUUAGUUUAGUUGCUCAUUGGUUGUCGGUAAAUGGAAAGCAGCCUACAUCACCACAGAAUCCGCCACCGGAUUUUUUAGCAAGGAUGGCUUUGUUAAAUAAUUCAUUUGGAUCUCACAAUAAACAAAAUAAACGACCGAUUAGUCACAAAAAAGAUGAUGAUAUAAAUUCAUCAGUUGAAAAACAUCCUAAAAUUGGUAUACAUAGUAGUAACCGAGAUAAAUUAGAUUUAUUAUCAGGAUCUCAUCCAAGAAAAGUUUUAGCAGUGUCUGUCGAACGUCGUUCUCAUGAAAUCAGUCAAGAGGUGAUGAUUUACUUUCGUGAAUUAACUGAGGCAUGUGUUGGUGCUAAUGAAACUCGACGACAUGAGGCUUUGGACAAUGCUACAUUAGAUCCAGGACUUCAGCCAAUAUUACCUCAUCUUAUGACAUUCAUUACAGAGGGUGUAAGAAUCAAUGUAACUAAUCAUAAUCUUGCUAUAUUAAUUUAUUUAAUGCGAUUAGUUAAAGCAUUAAUUGAUAAUCCGCAUAUUUCACUGGAACCAUAUUUACAUUUACUUGUGCCUACAGUGAUCACAUGUGUACUUAAUCGUCAAUUAUGCGCUAAGCCAAUCACAGAUAAUCAUUGGGCAUUAAGAGAUUUUGCUGCUAAACAAUUAGUAACUUUAUGUAAUAGGCAUAAUACAUCUAGUAAUGAAUUAUACGGUCGUGUUACCCGUGAACUUUCGCGUGCUUUAUGCAAUUGGAUUGAUGGUGGUAGUACCUCUAAUAGUUCUACAGAAACUUGUAUGAAAUUAUCAAAUCCUAAUGUACCAAUAAUUGUUAAAAGUGAGCUAUCAAAAUAUACGGAUGAUGAAAAGUCGGAUGAAACGAAACUAUGUAAAUAUGAAAGUGAUCAUUUAACCAAUUCACUUACAAAUACAACAUUGACUACGAUUACCACUACUACUAGUCAUAAUAAUAGUAGUAGUAUUAAUAGUACAACUGGUAAUUCCAAUACUAAUAAUAAUAACAAUGGACCUAGUUUAGGCAGUGCUAUACAUUCAAUGAAUACAUUAUAUGGUAUAAUUGUUGCAUUAGCUGAAUUCGGUGCACAAUGUUUACGAAUGAUGGUAUUUCCAUUAUUGUCUCCUUUAUGUCACCGUUUAACUAAAUUAACAGAAUCAAAUCUUACGUUAAAUGAAUUGAAUACUUCAGGAAGUAAUGAUUUAAAGCCUACACAACAACAACAACAUCCAGUGCUUUCGUUAAGUUUAGGCGUAAAACUUUUACCAGUUGAUCAACGUUCAUUUGAUUUUCUUAAAGUUAUGAUGACGAAUCGUAUUGCUCCCUUACUCCAUGAUUGGCGUAUACGUCAAGGAUUUGGUGUUACAUUGGAAGAUUAUCGCGCCUCCUAUGAAUGUAUGGCUGAAUGCCUCUUUGUUAUGAAUCAAAGCAAUACUAAUACUAUUACUAAUACUACUACUAAUAUUAAUAGUAAUAGUUUAAAUACUAAUAUAAUAUCAAUUACCAGUACUACUACUAAUACUACUGCCACCACUACUAAUACUAAUACUAAUACUUCAUCUACUCAACUUGUUGUCAGCAAUCCAGUUCACAAUCCAACAACUAGUAAUGGGACUGUCAUGAUCAGUAGUAUUAGUAGUAGUGCUCCAGUGAAUAAUCCUACUGUUUCAACUAUUACCAGUAAUAAUAAUAAUAAUGUUGACCUUUCUACAUCAACCAGUAUUAUUGUUACCAGUAAUAUAACAACUUCCAAUGUGAAUAUUUCUAAUAAUUAACAAAAUUAUACAAACUAAACAUGUAAUUAUCACUAUAGACAAUGUUUAUAUUUUUCCUACAUUUUGUUAUUGUUGUUGUCGAUGGCAUUUCAAAAAAAAGAGAAAUAGAAAUAGUUAAAUAAAACUCAUACAUGUAAACAUGUAUGAAUAGUUAUAUUAUUUGUGAACAAUUUACUGUUUGUCAAACAAGAUCAAUGACACUAGUCAUCGAUUUAAUAUGUGAGCUUGUAUUUUUCUAAUUUCUCAUUGUUUCCACUUAACAAUCUUCAAUUGUAUCUGUUCACAUGUAAUAUAUA
Messenger RNA from Schistosoma guineensis, 2786 nucleotides. Lineage: Eukaryota; Metazoa; Platyhelminthes; Trematoda; Strigeidida; Schistosomatidae. The record is from the annotation of a GenBank genome assembly.